Ctenopharyngodon idella (grass carp) is the source of this 1854-nucleotide messenger RNA. RefSeq names its product beta-1,4 N-acetylgalactosaminyltransferase 1-like. The record is from RefSeq and is a predicted model, not a curated record. The transcript is spliced from 10 exons. Gene Ontology annotation, biological process: UDP-N-acetylglucosamine metabolic process; UDP-N-acetylgalactosamine metabolic process. NCBI's taxonomy places the organism in Eukaryota, Metazoa, Chordata, Actinopteri, Cypriniformes, Xenocyprididae. The coding region runs from base 1 to 1386 and encodes 461 amino acids.
AUGUAUUUGGUACAUCGCCUCAACCACAACGCAUGCGUGAAAAGACUUCGCCUUAUAGCUUUUCUAAAAAAAAGUAUAACUGAACACCAUAGCUUUGGACCUUGGGCCACGCCAAAUGUUUCUUGUGAAGUGGGUGAACUCACCAAGCAAUUUGUUCCAAAAGAUGAACUAGAUGACAUCCUUGAACGAAGAGCAAAGGAGUUCAAACAACAUCAACUCAGGAUGAAGACAAACGUAAAAAUUCUUAUUGCCAAAGCCAACUGCCCUCUCCAGUAUCCUACUGGUUUCAGGGUAGCUCCUCUGCAGAAAAGUUUGAUACCAGGUCUCGCUCUUCAAACACAAAAAAGAAGGGUAACAACUAACAAGAGGGAGGUGUACAAGGUGUCUUUGAGUGUAAAGAGUGGAGUGUUUUCGGUGGAGGAUGUUCUGGAUGAACAGCAGGUGGAUGGACAGGGUCAGAGUGAACUACACAUCUCAUCCAGUGACCUCACACAACUCAAUGAUUUGCUGUCUAGAGUGACAUACACCAGUACCAUCUAUCAUAUUAAAACAAUUGACAUGGUUCAUUUCUCUUUUGAGAACCAUGAGGCCAUGUUUCCCAUCAUGAUUAGGAGACCAAUAGUUCCUGUUCUUUAUGACCCCGGAAAAGAUAUCAACUCAAAAGUGACCGUAAUUACCAAGACAUUUCUGAGGUAUAAGGAGCUGAAAGUCCUCAUCCAGAGUAUCCGGAAGUUUUAUCCAAAUAUCAAGAUCAUUAUUGCAGAUGACAGCCUGAAGCCUGAGGAUGUGUCUGGAAACAACAUAGAGCACUACAUCAUGCCUCCUGCACAGGGCUGGUUUGCAGGCAGAAAUCUGGCUCUAUCCCAACUCACAACUAAAUACUUCCUGUGGGUUGAUGAUGACUUUGUGUUCUUGAAGGAGACACGGAUCGAGAGUUUUGUGGAGAUUAUGGAAGCAAUUCCAGAUCUAGAUGUUGUUGGUGGUGAGGUCUCAGGUGACCAGUUCCACUUCAUUCUUGAGUAUGAUGAGGGAACCGAAAAAGAAGGUGGCUGUUUAAGGCGUAUUAAAGGAGGGUUUCAUCAGCCACUUUCAGGCUAUAACGGAUGCUUUUUUGUGGAUGGUGUCACUAAUUUUUUCUUGGGGAGGACUGAAGCAGUGCGAAGAAUUGGCUUUGACCCAUUCCUUAAAAGAGUUGGACACACCGAGUUCUUCAUUGAUGCUCUUGGAAAACUGCUGGUUGUAUCAUGCAAGGGUCUUUCUAUCGGUCACCAGACACAUCGAGAACAGAACCAAUAUGACUCAUACCGGACUCAAGGGAAACUUGAAGAGGAGAGAAAACUGGCCCACCAUUUCUUUAAGAAUUAUCUCAACUGUAUCAAGUACUGAUUAGUAUUAAGUACUGAUCAUUUUGGAAAAUAAUGGACAACAAAUCUGAUUAUCGAUUAAUCACAUCUGUGCGCUGUGAACAGAUAACAUCUGGCAGUCACUUUACAGAAGUGAAAAAAGCAUUUCAAUGGACAAAAUGCACCUGAAAAAUAACAGAAGACAGAGUGACCUGCUGUGGGAGAAGUGCACAGCCUAAGUUACCCUAAACACAAGAAUGCUUUAUAUGAAGAGCUUCAAAAUAAAUACAUAAGCAUGACGUUUAAUGUAACUUGCCCUGUGCGAGCGUAGAGUUUGAACUUUUAUUUCACGGCUGACCUUGUGGUACCAUCCCAAAGAGGCACAAAAUCACUCUCAAGGACCUUUUCCUUGUCUGUUCCCUACUGGUGGAAUGACCUGCCUAGAUCAAUCCAAGCAGCUGUGUCUUUAGCCAUUUUCAAGAAACUGCUAAAGACACAUCUUGACCCAGUA